This is a messenger RNA of Phalaenopsis equestris, 549 nucleotides long. RefSeq names its product receptor-like kinase TMK4. Lineage: Eukaryota; Viridiplantae; Streptophyta; Magnoliopsida; Asparagales; Orchidaceae. The record is from RefSeq and is a predicted model, not a curated record. Bases 1 to 549 code for a protein of 182 amino acids. Gene Ontology annotation, biological process: protein phosphorylation. The transcript has a single exon. Gene Ontology annotation, molecular function: protein kinase activity.
AUGCUUAUGGUUUUCUUACCUUCUAGUCUUUAUCUUCUUUCUAUUUCAUUGAGUACUGAUUCUAUGAUUGAUUUUCUCACAGCUACAGGAAAGAUCACUCGUAAAAUUGAUGUUUAUGCAUUUGGUGUGAUACUGUUGGAGCUAAUGACAAGCAGAAAGGUACUCGAUGACACCGUCCCCGAUGAAGAUGCAAAUUUAGUGGCAGCAUUUCGCCGGAUUCAUCCGAGAGACAUCGCCAAGUUGGAGAGAUUCGUCGAUUCUUCUAUCUUCAACGAUGAGGAAUCUCGCAGCAGCAUUGCAGAGGUAGCCGAGAUUGCCUACCAUUGCACCGCUCGCGAACCUAACUUCAGGCCUGAAAUGAGUAACGUCGUCACCAUGUUGUCUCCCAUAGCCGACCGGUGGUGUCCCGGCGACUAUGGCGAUCACAACGAUGAUGGCGAUUCGACGGUAAGUCUCACUAGUAUGGUUCACAGAUGGCAGAUGAGCGACAACUCUUCGUUUAAUGAUUCGUUCAGCAAUUACAAGCCAAGUACAAGUGCCUUGCGUUAA